Molecule: messenger RNA, 1001 nt
Organism: Neltuma alba
Lineage: Eukaryota; Viridiplantae; Streptophyta; Magnoliopsida; Fabales; Fabaceae
Product: glycine-rich RNA-binding protein 4, mitochondrial-like
Exons: 5
Coding region: 118-576 (152 amino acids)
Biological process (GO): mRNA splicing, via spliceosome
Cellular component (GO): precatalytic spliceosome; U1 snRNP; U2-type prespliceosome
Molecular function (GO): mRNA binding; U1 snRNA binding
Source: RefSeq, a predicted model, not a curated record
AGUCAGUUAGAGGGAGGCCAAGUGGUUCCUGCUGUUUUCGGCUGCGCGAACUUGCGCAGUGACCGGUGAGACGCUCAGGCUCCGCCAUGCUCUUCACUCUCUGAGUACCCAAUCGCGAUGUUUGCCACGACCGCGUUUCCCUCCGUCUACACCUUCCGGUUUGCCACCAUAAGACCAUCCGAAUCCAGUUCAACCAAUUCUUUUCCUCUGAAGCUCAGAGCAUCGCUCAAUGACUAUCCGCUCGCAAGUAAAAUUGUGGUUAAAAAUUUACCAUAUUCUACUGGUGAGACUAUUCUCAAGAAGGAAUUUUCAAACUUUGGUGAGAUAGCUGAAGUUAAAGUUGUUAAAGAUACCACCGAAAAAUCUAAGGGAUAUGCCUUUAUUCAGUACACUUGUCAAGAUGAUGCAAUGCUUGCACUAGAAAACAUGGAUCAAAAGGCAUUUGAUGGUCGGAAAAUAUAUGUAGAAAUUGCAAAACCUGGGAAGGAUGCUUUUCGUGGCCACCCAAAGACCUCAGGGCCCCCUAAGAAGUGGCAUCAGCCAGAUCAAGAGGAAGUGGUGGAUUGCUGGUACUGAUCAAAAAUAGAAAUGAUGCAAGAGGAGACUAUGGCCUGUUCGUAUGCUCCUUGAGGGUGUAUGAUACUGCGGUUGGGUCCAACUUCAAGCUGUGUUCCUUUGCAAAAGAAAUCACUCAGACAGGGAGGCUGAAAAGAUAUGGAAUACAUGCUGGGUCAUGGAAAGGUUUGGCAGAGUUAUUUGAAUGAGUGAUGAUGUGUCAGAAAAAAUACACUUGGCAGUAUUUGAUUGGGAAAACUUUGACAUUAAGUACAACAGAGGAAGUACCCAAGUUCCCCCAGGAAAGGAUGCAAACUAGUUGAGACGAAAAUUAAACGUAAGAAUUAUAACUUCUUGUGAGUAAUUAUGUACUUUUAGAUACACAUCAAUGAUAUCAAUGGAAAUGGAGGAUGGCAUGGUCCUAUAAAUUUAUGGGCAUAUUUUUG